Diachasma alloeum is the source of this 1431-nucleotide messenger RNA. RefSeq lists its product as uncharacterized. The transcript is spliced from 3 exons. Lineage: Eukaryota; Metazoa; Arthropoda; Insecta; Hymenoptera; Braconidae. The record is from RefSeq and is a predicted model, not a curated record. The coding region runs from base 337 to 888 and encodes 183 amino acids.
ACGAGUUGGUCGUCGCCGUAGAGCCAUUAAAGGAUUCAAGUCAGUCACACACGAUCCAUUCACUACCAUCAACAGGCACGUGGUAACCCCGAAUUGUUUAAACAUCCAGUCAAGAAAAUGAAGUUAACGGUGUUGUUACACUGAGUGACACCGUCCCAGUAAUUGCAAAAAUUACUGAAUUGACAUUUUGUGAAUUGUAAAACAUCGGCAAUUAUUUUCUAUCCGUAUCUCCCCGGAACAAGCAGAAUAAUCGGAGGUGACAAGUGAUUGACGGGGGAACGAUAGCAAUUACAGAGGAAUUAGCGGAAGCGAUAUUUCCUUCGUUUUUCUGGGAAUAUGGCACCGACAAUUUGCAUGGCUGAUAUUCCCAAGGCGGGGACCGGUGCACCUUGCGUGAGGAGGAAAUAUUGGCAGGAGAGAGCUAUCAAUAGGCACUCGAGAGUUGAAUUGAAACAGAUAUCUGUUAAAAAUGGAAAUUGGGAGGCUAAUUGUCAGGAGUUAUCUUUACCCGAGGCGAGAAUACCUGAGGAGCCUAAACAGGAACAGUUGAGGAUUCUCGAGAGACGGAGAAAAGAGUUGUUGGACAUUGUCAUCCGGACCCUGAUCCUGGUUCGCCGCAACCACGUACUCCAAAAAAGGGUGGACGCCCUUUGCCUGGAGACCCAGCACUUCAUCAGAUCUCAGUUGAGAAAUCGACAGCCCAAGACUGAAGUUGGUGACGCCUCGAAAGAAGCGGGCACUGUAUCAUCAUCCACCGACGCCAUGGAGGUCGACAACACGAGGCAAAGUAACAAUAAUGAGUCAGAAAUAAUGUCACCAAAUCACGUGACAUCCACCUGCAUUUCAUCGGACACCGACAGCGGUGUAUCGUCCGACUGCUCCUUCUAGGAUCUCAAAAUGCAAUUCCGCAAUUCGUGGAAUUAACGAAAUAAUGCUUUCCAUGAUUUACAGGGAGGGUACGAUGUUCUCCUCGUACUUAUACCAUUUUUCAUAUCACUGCGUAUUAGUAUAACUGAUAUACAUUAAUUACGAUUGGAGAUUAUUCUUAUUCUCAACAUCUCCUGAUUGAGAUAGUGAUUAGUUUCUCCCUUACAACAAGAAAGGAACUCUCAAUUCACGGAGAAUCCUAGACAUUGCUGAUACGAGCAAUUAAAACAUACACUGAGAGAAAAACAACAAAGUUCUCAAACAAGUCUUACUUGCACCAAGAAAAUGGUUUUUUGAAAAUUAUCAAAAAAGGAUUUUUUGUGCAAAAAAUACAGAGAGUGCGUUGGAAUGAAAAAUUUUUGUCGCAAAAAUAGAUUUAGUAGUUAAAAAAAAAAUGCAUUCUCUGUACACGCAAGAAAUGGAAUUUCUAGCAUUACUCCCGAAAAAUUUUGGUUUUAUGCGAAACAAGGGAUAGUAGUUUUUCGUUUCGGCUGUCUAAUAGUC